Messenger RNA from Diorhabda sublineata, 1192 nucleotides. RefSeq lists its product as uncharacterized. The record is from RefSeq and is a predicted model, not a curated record. The coding region runs from base 1 to 1041 and encodes 346 amino acids. NCBI's taxonomy places the organism in Eukaryota, Metazoa, Arthropoda, Insecta, Coleoptera, Chrysomelidae. The transcript is spliced from 2 exons.
AUGAAUUUAUUUUUAGCGGUUACCGCUACUCUUGUCACUCUAGCAGUAGCAAAACCUCAAUACAAUUAUCCGGCACCAUCGCCGUUACCUAGCGGUAAUUAUGGAACACCAGGAAUUGGUGGCGGCAGCACUGGUGGAAUUAUUGGAGGCAGCGGUAUCGGCGGAAUAAUUGGAGGGGGAAAUAUAGGAGGAGGAAUUGGUGGAAGUGGUAUCGGAGGAGGAAUUGGUGGAAGUGGUAUCGGAGGAGGAAUUGGUGGAGGCAGUAUCGGAGGAGGAGGAAUUGGUGGAAGUGGUAUCGGAGGAGGAAUUGGUGGAAGUGGUAUCGGAGGUGGAAUUGGUGGAGGCGGUAUCGGAGGAGGAGGUAUUGGUGGAAGUGGUAUCGGAGAUGGAAUUGGUGGAGGCGGUAUCGGAGGUGGAAUUGGUGGAGGUGGUAUCGGAACAGGUGGAACUUUGGUUCAAAAGCAUAUUUACGUUCACGUAGCGCCUCCGGAACCGGAAGACUUCAAAGUAAGGAAUCCUUUAACGGUUGGGCAAGCAACCAAACAUUACAAAAUCAUCUUCAUUAAAGCGCCUUCCGCCCCAGCACCGACGGCUCAACAAAUCGCUUUAGCAGCACAAAAUCAAGAGAAAACUUUAAUUUAUGUUUUGGUUAAAAGACCUGAUGAAGCGGCCGAUAUCAGUGUACCGACAGUAGCACCAACGGCACCGUCGAAACCAGAAGUUUACUUCAUAAGAUACAAAUCCAAGACUGAAGCCGUAGGUGGUGGAGCUGCGGGAAGUGGGGGAGGAAGUAUUGGUGGAAUUGGAGGGGCAGGUAUAGGAGGCGGAAGUAUUGGAGGAAUUGGAGGAGCAGGUAUAGGAGGCGGAAGUAUUGGAGGAAUUGGAGGAGGAAGCAUCGGUGGUGUCAGUGGAGGAAGUAUCGGUGGAGGUGUUAUUUCUGAAAGUAUUUCCAGUGGUAGCAGUAGUAUAUCAACCGGAGGAACAAUUGGAAAUAGACCAGCCACCAAUUAUGGUCCUCCAGGACAAAGCGGACCUUAUUAAAACUGGAUCCGGAAUGAAAUUGAUGUCAAUGUUUGAAUUACUAUAUUUUUUUACGUGUUGAAUUUCCUAAGCUGUUAUUUAUUUUAUUUUCAAAAUAUUACCUUAGUAGAUUACGAUAUUUUUAUAAAAUACGGUGACAAAUUAGCUUUAA